Molecule: messenger RNA, 297 nt
Organism: Xenopus tropicalis (tropical clawed frog)
Lineage: Eukaryota; Metazoa; Chordata; Amphibia; Anura; Pipidae
Source: the annotation of a RefSeq genome assembly
AUGACACUCGUACACUUCAGCUUUUGCUCAGCAUUCACCCUAGGCCUUACAGGCCUAGCUCUUCAUCGAGCCCACCUUCUGUCAGCCCUCCUAUGCCUAGAAGGGGUUAUACUGUCUAUGUACGUUGGCCUCUCCUCAUGACCCACUCAAAUCUCUCUCUUCUCAUUCUCCCUAGUUCCCAUACUCAUGUUGACUUUUUCAGCAUGCGAAGCCGGAACAGGAUUAGCCUUGAUAGUUGCUACAACCCGAACCCACGGAACAGACAAUCUACACAACCUCAACCUCCUACAAUGCUAA